CCAAAGCGCUUGCCCUAGAUCUCCGAAAAGGCAGCAUCGCAUUGCUGGGGUUUUUCUUUGCGAUCGAUCGAUCCCAUCCAUUUGGGGUGUUCCAAGAAGAUAGGAGCCAAGGUUGCCAAGAUUUUCUCUCGAUAUUUCGUGGCGAGCUCCUAGCAGCUCGAUCCAAUGCCUGUUCUGUGAGGGAUCGGCCGAUCGAUCGCUCCAUCGGCAAUGGCGGCGGCAUCUUGCUUCGGCGAUUACGGCGUGGAGGUGAGUAGCGAUCAUUCAGCGGCGGUAUCGCUGGGCAGGAAGGCGGCGGCGAUGAAUCAAAACUCCGUGUCGUGCUUGUACCGGACCAAGCUCGCGGGCCAAUGCCGGAUCGUCACAGUCACCUGGUCCAAGAACGUCAUCGGCCAGGGCUUGAAUGUGGGUGUGGACGAUGGAAAGUUUGGCUGCAAGGUGGAGCUCCGGCCAUGGCUCUUCUGGAAGAAGCACGGAUCCAAGCGCUUCGAGCUGGGGAAUCGCCAGGUCGAGGUGUUCUGGGACCUCUCCUCGGCCAAGUACUCGCCGGGAGGGGGCCCCGAGCCAGUGGCGAGCUUCCUGGUGGCCAUUGUGUGUGAGGAAGAGAUCGUUCUCCAGUUGGGCGAUCAGCACCACCCGGGCAAGGGCCUGAGCAGCAGCAGGGAGGCCUGGAAGAGGCUGCGCGCUGCCAAGCCGGCUUCGAUCAAGGCGAGCUUGCUCUCCAGGCGAGAGCACCUCUACGGAAAGAAGUUCUUCGCCACCAAGGCUAGCUUCUGCGAGGGUGGUGAGCUCCACGAAGUGAUCAUCGAGUGCCCGACGCUGGGAGCGGGCAGCCAUAGAGGCUGCGGUCACGGAGAUAGCGAUCACGGCGAUGGCGAUGGCGACGACUACCACCAUAGCCGGAAUGGGAACAGUACCAGCGCAAGUGGCAGCAGUGGAUUGAGCUCCGGCUCGAGCAACAGCAGCGGUCACAGUAGCAGCAGCCGGAGUAGCAGUGCCAAGCCGAGCCUCAAGGAGCCGAGGCUUUGCAUCAGGAUCGACAGGAAGGUGGUGGUCCAGGUGAAGAGAUUGGCGUGGAAGUUCCGGGGGAAUCAGACCAUCGUCAUCGAUGGUCAGCAGGUGGAAGUUUUCUGGGAUGUUCACAACUGGUUGUUUAGUGGUGGUGGCAACGCUCCUGCGAAUUCCGCGGUGUUUAUGUUCCAGAUGUGUUCUUCAAGUGGAGAGGAGAUCAAGCAGCCAUGGCUGAGCCAACAGCAGCAGCAGCGAGAUUCUUCCACAGGUUUCUCAUUGUUUUUAUACGCUUGCAGGAACGAUUGAUUUGACACAGGGGAAUCACUGGCGCUCACUCGAUUCUCCAGCUCCUCAUGUUCUUCUUUUUAUUCUUUUGGAGGAAUUCAUCCAAAGCAAAUAUAUUAGAAAUAUAAGAACAAUUCAAUAGUAACACAAGAACAAGUGUGUGCCACCUUUCUGGGAUCAUAUGCUUUUGUUUCUCACCAUAAACAAAGCUUGCUCGUGUC
This is a messenger RNA of Selaginella moellendorffii, 1517 nucleotides long. RefSeq lists its product as uncharacterized. The record is from RefSeq and is a predicted model, not a curated record. NCBI's taxonomy places the organism in Eukaryota, Viridiplantae, Streptophyta, Lycopodiopsida, Selaginellales, Selaginellaceae. The transcript has a single exon. Bases 211 to 1317 code for a protein of 368 amino acids.